Prunus mume (Japanese apricot) is the source of this 809-nucleotide messenger RNA. Its product is annotated as small ribosomal subunit protein uS11x. Lineage: Eukaryota; Viridiplantae; Streptophyta; Magnoliopsida; Rosales; Rosaceae. Gene Ontology annotation, cellular component: ribosome. Gene Ontology annotation, molecular function: structural constituent of ribosome. The record is from RefSeq and is a predicted model, not a curated record. Gene Ontology annotation, biological process: translation.
AUCUCAUCUCGGCAGGCAGAGGGUUUUGAAAGCGCUGAGCUUGAGCGCCACCGUUGUGAAUAACCUCUAAGUAAUCGCUUGCUUGUAGCCAUGUCGAGAAGGAAGACCAGGGAGCCCAAGGAGGAAAAUGUCACUCUCGGACCUGCUCUCCGGGAUGGAGAGCAUGCUUUUGGUGUUGCUCAUAUUUUUGCCUCAUUUAAUGAUACAUUCAUUCAUGUAACUGACCUGUCUGGAAGGGAGACACUUGUUCGCAUCACUGGUGGUAUGAAGGUGAAAGCUGAUAGAGAUGAAUCAUCGCCAUAUGCAGCCAUGCUUGCGGCUCAGGAUGUUUCUCAACGGUGCAAGGAGCUUGGCAUUACUGCUUUACAUAUAAAGCUCCGGGCUACUGGAGGGAACAAGACUAAGACUCCUGGUCCUGGUGCCCAAUCCGCACUCAGAGCCCUGGCUCGUUCUGGCAUGAGAAUUGGUCGUAUUGAGGAUGUGACUCCAAUUCCCACUGAUAGCACUCGUAGAAAGGGUGGCAGAAGGGGAAGAAGGUUGUGAUUGCUUUCAAUUGUGUGGUUUUUGCUGGCGAUGUGGUUUCUGGGAUAUUUCUGUUUUGGAUAAAAAAAAAUUAUUAUCAGCCUUGCUAUCGGCUCGGAUGUAGUUUCAAACCUAGUUAGAUUAUUGUGCCGGAAAAGAGAACUAGAAUUUGAUUUGGUUGACAAUUAUCAUUUGAGCUUUACACAUCAAAUGCUGUUAUUCACUUGUUUCUUCAAGGUUUUUAAUCGGAUGCUGGAUUCUAUGUUUUGUUCCUUAUUGAGCUGAAA